AUGGAGGUGGCGUCCAGACGGAAUUUUGGAGAUCAACAUCGCUGGAGCCAUCCAGAAGGCUCAGAAGGAGGAAGUGCCAAUUGUUAUCCACAGUGGCGACAGGUCAGGGGUGCAAUUAGAUACGUGACUCAGCGGCCAUGGACUAGAAUACCUCCCGUGACGCGGACCAUGAUUUUCAACCCUGUCCUUGCUUGUUUGGCUGGUGGACGCAACAAGGCAGUGGGAGCUAAGGCGUACGAUCUUCACAACGCUGCGCUGGCAUCAACUGGACUCUCCAUCCUCACUCCUGAGACCAUUUGGGAUGUCGCCAAGCCGGAGAUUCCCCUCUGGGUCGGCAGAAUGGGUGGCUUGGCUGUUGUGAAGGUUCCUUAUGCUAACGCAGGUCAAGGUGUGUGGACAAUCACAAACGACGAAGAGCUGAAGGAGUUCAUGGCGAUUGAGCAGCGCUAUGACCGGUUCAUUGUUCAGGCCUUGAUUGGGAACAACGGCUGGAGUUCCCUGAGUGUGAGUGGCAGGCUGUACCACGUGGGGACCAUUCCGACAAGCAAAGGGAACAUCUACGCCUCUGACCUCAGGAUGAUGGUGGGGUCAGGAGCAGGUGGCUUCUUUCCCGUGGCCAUCUAUGCACGGAGAGCCAAGCUUCCUCUUGCUGAGACGCUCGAAAGUGGGAUUCAUUCUUGGGACAUGCUUGGAACCAACCUUUCAUACAAGAAUCCAGAUGGGACCUGGGGAACGGAGACGGACAGGUUGCUGCUGAUGGACAGCCGGGACUUCAACAGGCUUGGUGUCGGUGUGGAUGAUCUUAUUGAGGCCUACAUGCAGACUAUCCUGGCAGUGACCGCUAUUGACCGGCUUUGUGGGAAGCUAAUCACACCCAAGGGAAAUUUCGGUUUGAAGCUCUUUGGAUCUUUGAAUCCUGACAUCAAGCUCCUGGACGAGCUUUAUACGCUUCCACUGCAUUCUCUUCCUGUGGAAGGUACCAGCGAGUCAUCUUGCCUGGUGAAACGCGCUGCAGAUCAAGCAACUGAGCAAGAAGAUGCUCUUGCACAAGAGCUGCAGCUGGAGGUCACAGUUGCCGCACCUCCUGUCGCAAUGAAGCACCGCAACGCGUUUCGCAAGCUGGGUCGCGCGAGUAGCCAUCGAUGGGGAUUGCUCCGCACCAUGGUGUCUCAACUCAUACAGCAUGAGAGGAUUGAAACGACUGUUGCCAAGGCCAAGGAGUUAAGGCCCGUGGCAGAUCGAAUGGUCACUCUUGCGAAGGAGGGUACGCUGCAAUCGCGCAGGGAGGCAGCAGCUGUGGUGAGAGGGAAGGAUGUGCUUCAGAAGCUGUUUUAUGACCUGUCAGAGAGAUACAAGGAUAGAGCAGGAGGCUACACUCGAGUGCUCCCAACUCGAACACGCGUCGGGGAUGCAGCUCCCAUGGCUUAUAUUGAGUACGAGUCCCCUCAGCUGCAUUUAGCAUGA
Closterium sp. Yama58-4 is the source of this 1464-nucleotide messenger RNA. The record is from the annotation of a GenBank genome assembly. Lineage: Eukaryota; Viridiplantae; Streptophyta; Zygnematophyceae; Desmidiales; Closteriaceae.